AUGGCACCCAAGGUCAUCACAGUUAUUGGUUCCCUCAACUAUGACCUCGUCAGUCUCGUCGACCGGGUCCCUCAACCCGGCGAAACAAUGACAGGAGGAGGAUUCUACACCAACGCUGGUGGAAAGGGUGCCAAUCAAGCAGUUGCAUGUGCACGCCUGUCGCGACCAAACCCCCGCACUGCUGCAGCAGCAUCGGAGACCCCCCAGACCGAACCAGAAGUUAUCGUCAGGAUGGUCGGCGCCGUUGGAGCCGACGAGUUUGGACCCAAGAUCGUUGCCGGUUUAAAAGGAGACGGCAUCGAUGUGUCAGGCAUCGAGCUGUCCCAAGGCGUGAACACGGGCGUUGCGGUGAUCAUGGUCGAGCAAUCCACCGGCGAGAACCGAAUCAUCCUCGAUCCGGGCGCCAACAGCCGCGUUGUCCCCCCCAAGAUCUUCGAGGACCCCAAGCCAGAUCUCAUCGUCAUGCAACUAGAGAUCCCCCUCGACACCGUCCUCUCAACCAUACGCUCGGCCAAGGAGGCUGGGAUCGCUGUGCUCCUGAACCCGGCACCAGCGGUCGUUCUCCCAGAUGAGGCUUACAAGGGCAUCACCCAUUUGAUCCUCAACGAGACAGAAGCCGCGAUCCUCACCGGACGCAAACUCGAGGAGGUCGAGGCCAAAGGCUUCAGUUGGAUCGAAGUCAUCUCGGAGUUCUUUAGCAAGGGCGUCAAGAACGUGGUUGUGACCCUUGGCUCCAAGGGCGCUUACUACGGGUACACGUGGGAUGACGAGCACGGCCAGUCUAUCGCGGAAGGAGGAUCGAUCCCGGCUGCAAAGGUCGAGAGCGUUGUGGACACCACGGCCGCUGGAGAUACCUUCAUCGGGUCUUACGCUGUCCAGAUUGUGAAGAAGGAGAGUUUCAAUACGGAGGAGAUGGACGCCAUUAUGGCAACGGCAUGCAAGGCGUCGGCGAGGACUGUGGAGAAGAAGGGGGCGCAGAACUCGAUUCCGUGGGCGGAUGAGAUUGGAUCAUGA
This is a messenger RNA of Drepanopeziza brunnea f. sp. 'multigermtubi' MB_m1, 1014 nucleotides long. RefSeq lists its product as uncharacterized. The record is from RefSeq and is a predicted model, not a curated record. Gene Ontology annotation, biological process: D-ribose metabolic process. Gene Ontology annotation, molecular function: ribokinase activity. Lineage: Eukaryota; Fungi; Ascomycota; Leotiomycetes; Helotiales; Drepanopezizaceae.